CAUCCUGUACUUGCAAUAACAAUCCAAUAAUACUAUGGUGCAUAGUACGACCGCGGUGGUCUGGUAUUACACAAAGAAAAGAGCAAGUUAAUUAGCAGCUGUUAUUGCUCCCUAAAUGUGCAACUAACAAAGAAUGAAUCAUCCAUCUCCAGCUAAGGCGCUCAGUUUCACUCCUCAAUUAGAAGGACCUCCUGUCAUCCUUUUGAUGAAUUCCAUAAUAAUAAAAACAAAUGUCCUCCUGAUGUCCACCUGUAACGUGCAGGAGAGUGGCAGCUGGCUAAAGAUUUUUUAUUUCUCUGGGUGAACAUAUUUACAGGCAGAGCACACCUGCAGUACCGAGACACAUGGUGUGAUGUUGACACCUGCUCUUUUGUCUGACGCACCUGCAACCUGAUUAACUAAUGAUGGGAAACAGACCUGUAUAAUCGACACGUCUUCUUGCAAGAUUUAGGCUGAGUAAAAACGUCUGUUGUCAUAACAACCCUCAUAAUUGCCAAGUGCAACAAAGUUAGAUUAGCUGCUGAGAUUAACAUAAAUCUUUUAUUAGCACAUUAAAUAUGUAACAGCUCAAACAUCCUAAAACAAGGUACUGAAAAUAAGCAAAGCAAACCGGUAAUGACUGAACUGUGCAUAUGCAUCCAAGUGAAAUGCUCUGUAAUAAUAGUUGUAAAAUGGCUAAACUUGGUUGUAUGAUUAUUCCAAACUGUCAGAACUGUUCUGUAAAAAAGUACUUUUAUUUUUUCCACAUAGAUGUUUUAGAUGAGUAAACAAACCUGAGUAAAAUAAAAGACAGCUUUCAGAUGAUGAUUUAGUUUGUCAAGGGAGCAGAUCCAUCCACCCGGGCUCUAUGUGGUGAAGGCAACUUGGCUCUAAACAUGAUAACUGGUUCUAACAGCCUAGAAGACGGGACAAAAUGUCCACUGAGGUGAAGCAGGAGCGGCCUGUUUAAGGUCAAGGUCAGGCAUUCUCCUUCAGGAUGUUCUGGUUCCAUCAGUUACAGCAAGAGGUCCAGAUCCUGAAGCAGCAGCGUGACCCCAGACCAUCACACUACCACCACCAUGUCAGACGGUUGGUGUAGUUUUAAUGUUAGUUUGACUCCAAAUGGAACAUGGACACACACCAUCCAAAACAUUUGACUUUUGUGCUUUUUUUCCUUUUCUUUUUGUUUGUGCCUUUACACAGCACUGUCCUUAAUAGCACACACUAGACAUUUACUGCAUAUAUUAAAAAAAUCGAUUGUUUUUAUGUAUAAUAUUUUAACAAUUGGGUGUAGAUUUAAACUUUUACAUAGAUACUGGCAGAUUUAUCCUGGCAGCUUGAUCGUGAAGCUCUGUUUUGCUUAAACACGUUAAAUAUUAAACCCAUUUUCUUCUCAACCACUUUUGGGAUUUACCGUUUACCAGUAGGCAAGAAAUGUUCCAGUCCUGUUUUGUAGGAAGUGUGCUGGAGCUCUCAUAUGACUGUCAGAGAUAACAACAGCUCCAAUCACCUGUCAAAUUUUAGUUGAGUGCUCAUCAAAAGAAAAUAGUUGCCAUUAAGGUUGUCUGACCGUUUAAGGGGGGCUGAGAGCGUUUUGUGCCCUCAGUCAACUGGAAUUAGAAGUUUACAUUUUUUUCUGAGUAGCUGUGCUUAUGGUGUGAUUUGGACAUGUUCACUGUUGGCUUAGCGCUGAAUUGCUGACCCUAAAACAACUUUGUGUCAGUAAUGGUGUUAAAAGUAGAGUUCCCAUUGUAGAUAAAAGACAACUGGUUAGUAAGACUGACUGAGUCACUCAGGUGUAAUUUUAAGUGUUGUAAAAUAAGAUGUUUUGAUCGUUGUGAGUUAAGAGGUCAUUCAUCUCAUUUUAUUUCACCUUCUGAAAGCUGCACAACCCAUCAUCUCCCCAAACACCAUGCAGAAGUUAAUAUGAAAACAGCACACCAUCACCGGCCAUGUGAAAUGAUGCAUCAUUGGUUAUGUUAAGAUGGUCAUGAAGGUUGUGCUCUGAGAACUUCACGCAGCAUUUAGACUAAUCAUCCUUUGCGUGUGCAAAGUUAAAGAUGAAGCAAAACAAAAAGGCAUGAGUCAACAAAGCAAGGCUGUUCCUCUGUCAUAAUUAAACUCUCUGCUCCUGACAUCAGAGUCAUCCUGCUGUGGAAACCUUGCCUGUUGUAUUGUAAUGCAGGGAUGAUCACUUUUCCUAAACAUUCAUUUCUAAUGCAUUUCAUCUGAGUUGAUUCAACAAAAGGAAGUCACACACUCCACCAGGUCGAACAACAUUUUAAUGAAUCUGAUGCUGACGUCCUUUGUGGUCGGAUAAUGUAACUGUGUCUCUCCAAUUGUUUUGCUGCUUUGCCAUUACAGGUUUAAUUAAGCUAAUGAGGCAACGAGUGUUUCUCAGGGGUAGCUUUGAGAAAAAAAUGACCCCCCCACACACACACACAUACACACACCUCCCUCUCCUCUCUCCCAAAACAGCAAACACUAUAAAAGACAUGCGAUGUUGAGAAUCACACAAAGGAGCUCUGAGCAGCCAUAAAACCAGGCACAGUUUUCACCGGUCUAAGGAUUACUUUUAUUUCUUAUGUUUUAAUUGAAAGUUUUAACUAGCAGUGAGUGGUAGUUAAAAGAGUUCAUUCCAAUAUAAAUCUUCUGUUUCUGCUCUUUGGGGGAAUAGUUUUUUCAUUCAGAUUUAACUUCCUUUUGAUUCUCCGACGCUGUGAUGUCUGCAAGUGCUCUGGCUCUCUGCCUGCUUCUUUGUGCCUUCUCUGGCUUAAAUGCAUAUCCGCUCAAGCCCACCAGUCCCCGGGAAGGAGCACCACCCGAGGAGCUUGCCAAGUACUAUUCUGCUCUCAGGCAUUACAUCAAUCUUAUCACAAGGCAAAGGUAUGGAAAAAGAGACAAUCCAGACACUGUAUUUUCUGACCUACGUGUGAAACAGAGCACAGACAGUGUUCCAGGGCCCAGCUACAUCAAAUAUGAAGGGCUGCCAGGCUGGUGAUGCUGCUGGACAUUACACCUUCAGAUCAACUUCAAAGUGACUCCCGUGUCUCUUAUUGACAUGAAAUUAACGUGUGCUGCAUGAAAUAAACAUUGUUCACAAAAA
Nothobranchius furzeri (turquoise killifish) is the source of this 3085-nucleotide messenger RNA. RefSeq names its product peptide YY-like. Gene Ontology annotation, cellular component: extracellular region. The record is from RefSeq and is a predicted model, not a curated record. Gene Ontology annotation, biological process: neuropeptide signaling pathway; feeding behavior. Lineage: Eukaryota; Metazoa; Chordata; Actinopteri; Cyprinodontiformes; Nothobranchiidae. Gene Ontology annotation, molecular function: neuropeptide hormone activity; neuropeptide Y receptor binding.